AUGUCCACUCUACACUUUGAGCCAACCCAAGACAAUCCCUACGCCUGGGACAUCAUACAGGACACUGACCAGUCUUUUGUGGAGCCCUAUGACGAACUGGCCAGCUUUACCAAGUUCCUGAAGAUAAAUUACGUCCUAACAACAUUUGUUGGGGGGAUACUUUCGUUCACACUGCUUUACUUGAUUAUAUUUCAAACCAAUGGCGCGUUGAAGAACUACCGGAAGAUGCUGUUGAUUUGCUCAGUAACGGAUAUUUCAUAUUGGGCUAUUGACAACUUGCUUGGAUUGGUGAGUCAUGUGAAAAAUUGCGGAAGUGGAGAUAUAGUUAAUUGCCAAAUAAGUGUAACAGUUGUUGUUCUGGCAUUUGCCAAUACAGCCAUAAUUGAAAUCAUAGCGUGUGGAAAACAUGUUGAAGUCUAUAACUAUUAUAACUGUAAUGUUGUUGAAAGAGCAGGAGUUUUAUCUGAUGAAAGAUGGUUGAUCAGCCCUCCAAAUUUAAUAUUUUGAAACAAUGAAAAAUGAAUAAUUACUUAUUUGUGUUUUUUUUUGAAAUCGCAGAAAAAAUUCCUUUUUGGCAUUUUGUGCUAGCCGUGGCAAAACCUGCUUCAUGGUCGGAAAAUAACGUCCUAAAUUUUUCUUGAUCUUUUCGGACCAAUUUUGUCCUCUGAAAAUUCUUCCGAAAUAAUUUUGACACCUAAAAUCUCAUCGCCAAUCGAUAGUGUAUGGACGAAAUGUCUCGUUUCAGCAAAUGCGAUGGGUUGCCGUGUCCUGAGCCUUGAUAAUUUUCUGAACUUUUCAUACCCAAAACUCGCAUUCAAUACCCUCAAUUUUUUGCUUCCAAGCAUACAAAAACGUGUUUGUGAAAAGCUGAUUGUGAGGUUAAAUCUGGGUCAAGUGUCAUUAAAGUCUGAGCAUCUCCUUUCAAACCGGCAAUGUCAUAAAAGACACAACAUUUAAGUGUAUAACAUUAGCUGAACUUUUUACAUCGUUUUUGACCGUUUUUAGUACAAUUGCAUACUACAUAAACUGUAGCCACCAUUCUGUACGUAUACGGUUACAUGAGGGUACACUUUAAACGUGGGUUCACUUAAAAUUCGAUAAUUAUAAAAAGCUCUUGAAAUGCCACUUCUACCACGCAAUAUUUACACAGCUUUAAUCACGAAAAAAUAAGCUUUUUUUAUAGAAACUCAAAGAAAAAGAUGGUGUUUACAUGGUCAAGUUCGAAGGCCCGGCGAAAGAUUUCGAUCGACCAACAAGACUUGUCCUUAUCGCGGCAUACGUGUGCUCAAUCUGCUUUGUGAACAGUGUGCUGCCGGCUCAAGUCUACUUCCGAUACUACGCUUUGACUAGGUGAGGAAAUACCAAUUUUCUCCGUCGUAUUUCAAAAAUUUUUUUGCCCGAAUAAUCACGAAUUUGAGUCGCCCUGACAGAUCGCAGUUCCUGUCGACCGGACGAACGUUGGGAGUGUUCUUGUUGUCAUUCCUCGCUGCACUGCCGACCUUCUUCCUCGCCUACAACGGGUACGGCUUCACGGCGCGUGUUCGGCCUGGCUUCAAUUACGGCGAACUGUGGUACAAAGAGGUCCCAUUGCCGCCGGUGUUCUAUGCGGACGUGGUGAGUUACAUUCGCAUAAUAUGCGUGCGAAUUUCUCGGUAUAAAACCGAGACGAGAGAUGUGUGGUAUAAAAAAUAACAUAUUUUUGCCAUUUCAGAGAUCGGUUUAUCAAAAAAUCUACUUUUUCUAUGGUGGCCUUCUCAUUUCCGCCUCAUACACUGCAGCCAGCGUUAUGGGAUACUUGACGGUCAAGAAGAUAAAUCUUCUGUAUUCAUCGUAUUCCGAAAGAACAAGGCGAUUGCAAACUCAACUUUCUCAGUAUCUAAUUGUUCAGGUACUGUUUUAUUUCUAGUAAAAAUGGGAGGUCUUUCAAGAGGGGCGCUCAGAGUUCAUUAUAAUUUUGCUUCGAAAAAUAAGAGAGGUUUUGACCCAUAAAAUUUUGACAUCCGCGCAGGAAAGUCUGACUUUUGGGUGCGUCUUUGCACAUCGUUCUUGUGUUCACAAGACUUACAAAAUUGCAAAAAUGUAAUAUUAAUUUCCUUGGCUUUCAAUUGUAAAAUUUCGUUUCAAAAUGGCGAUCGCUAUAGAUCUCACAUGGUGAAUUUGAGUCGACUUUGGGCUGAUUCUUUUUGCAACACGUCAAAGAUUUCCCUUGUACAUUUACAUAAAUGUAUGUAUUUUUUGCCAUCUCGUAUAAUUUCAGUCCAUAAUUCCUCUAAUCGUCUCUGUAACCCCGCUGAUGCUGAUCGUCGUCCCAGCAUUUCUCUACAGUGACACUGGAAAAGCUUGCCUCUUCUACGGCGUUCUGUUCAGCUGGAUUCCGAUCUUAAAUCCGCUGAUUACAAUGAUUGUCAUUGUACCGUAUCGGCAGGUCAUUCUUCAGAAGCUUGGAGUGCACAAAGGAAUGCGAGAAGUCACAAGCACCAAUCAUCCAAAUCGCUCAAAAACUGAGUCUCGAUAA
This is a messenger RNA of Bursaphelenchus xylophilus (pine wood nematode), 2515 nucleotides long. Lineage: Eukaryota; Metazoa; Nematoda; Chromadorea; Rhabditida; Aphelenchoididae. The record is from the annotation of a GenBank genome assembly.